CUCUCUUUACUGGUUGGAGUUUUGUCUCUCUGAAAUUCUGAAUCCUUGUCAUUUCUUCUCUUCUUAUGGCUCUUGUGAGUCGGAUUCAGUCUCUCUCUGCCUUCUCUUCUUCCUCCACCCAUUUCAGAAAACCCCACUCCUCCUCCUCCUUCAACCCCAUUUCUUCAUUACGCUUCAACUCCACUUCCUCCAAUUCCUCCUCCUCACCUUUUACAGAGAAGGCUUCUAUCGAGAGAUACCAGCGAGACCACUGGCUCUACAAAAACCAACAUUCAGAAUCCGACCAACCCUUACCCACUCCCUGCUGCUCUCUCCCGCCCGAUUUUGAUUCCUUGAGGGAAAACGACAUCGCUUUGCAGCUACCCGAGCUCAGGAACCUGCUUCAGGUGCUCAGAGAAAAGAGGCAGACUCAAGGUGAUCGAGGCGGCUGCGGGCCCGGGAAUGUCUUCUUGGUGGGGACGGGGCCUGGGGACCCCGAGCUCCUGACAAUGAAGGCUUACAGAGUUAUUCAGACUGCUGAUUUGUUGCUCUAUGAUAGGUUGGUGUCCAAUGAUGUCUUAGAUUUGGUUGGCUCUGGUGCUAGACUUCUCUAUGUGGGCAAGACUGCUGGGUACCAUAGCAGAACCCAGGAGGAGAUACAUGAAUUGUUACUGAGUUUUGCCGAAGCUGGAGCUAAUGUUGUGAGGCUAAAAGGAGGGGAUCCGCUGGUGUUUGGAAGGGGUGGAGAGGAGAUGGAUUUUCUGCGGCAACAAGGAAUUGAAGUUAACGUUAUUCCAGGUAUUACUGCUGCUUCAGGGAUAGCAGCAAAUCUAGGGAUUCCGUUAACUCAUCGAGGUGUCUCAAAUAGUGUUAGAUUUCUCACCGGCCACUCCAGGAAGGGAGGAACAGAUCCUCUGUUUGUGGCAGAGAAUGCAGCUGACCCUGAUUCGACCUUGGUGGUUUACAUGGGUUUGUCGACUCUCCCUUCUCUUGCUCAAAAGUUGGUGCAUCAUGGUCUACCGCCAAAUACACCAGCUGUUGCGGUUGAGCGAGGGACCACACCUCAACAACGCAUGGUUUUUGCAGAACUCAAGGAUGUUGCAGAUGAAAUUGUAUCAGCCGAGUUAGUAUCACCAACGUUGAUCAUCAUUGGUAAAGUAGUGGCACUUUCACCGUUGUGGCCAUAUGCUUCAAAGGAAGUAUCGUGUCUUGUAGAAGCACUAUAGGCGCAUCUGAGGCUUGACUACAAGUGUUUUGCCCAUCCAAUUAAACUUCAGACCUUAGGCUCGCGGCUUGUGAAUUUCGGUAAUUAGAGCUUUAGUUCCUAAGCCAGGAUGAUCUUCGAUUUAGGCGGAAAUUGGUUUUUUAGCAGCAUGAGAGCGUGAUUAAUUAAUUAAAACAGUAGAGUUUUUGAAUGUUUUUGAAAUGAUUUGUACAUGACAAGAUUUUAAUUAGGGGUGUUUGAUCAAAUUUGAAGCCUAAGGUAAUGUAAUGCGAGUUAGAAUUUGAAUA
Molecule: messenger RNA, 1491 nt
Organism: Pyrus x bretschneideri (Chinese white pear)
Lineage: Eukaryota; Viridiplantae; Streptophyta; Magnoliopsida; Rosales; Rosaceae
Product: S-adenosyl-L-methionine-dependent uroporphyrinogen III methyltransferase, chloroplastic
Exons: 5
Coding region: 66-1205 (379 amino acids)
Biological process (GO): siroheme biosynthetic process
Molecular function (GO): uroporphyrin-III C-methyltransferase activity
Source: RefSeq, a predicted model, not a curated record